Molecule: messenger RNA, 5838 nt
Organism: Cladocopium goreaui
Lineage: Eukaryota; Dinophyceae; Suessiales; Symbiodiniaceae
Source: the annotation of a GenBank genome assembly
AUGUCGUCCACGACUCUGUCGUUUUGGUUCCAAAAGAUGGGGGCGCCCCGUCCGGAAGAGUGGGCGCGCAAGUUUCAUGAUGCUGGCUAUGGAGACAUGGAGGAAGUAGCAGCCUUGGCAGCUGCUGAUUUGGACAAUGUGUUCAUUGAGCUUGGCGUCCCAUCUGGCAUUCAGAACAAACUUCGGACUGGCAUUCCACAGUUCCGAGAUGGAACCCUUGCUUCCAUGCCGCAGGGUGAUUUGGAUGCAACAGUGGGCGACAAGAUCUUGAGCUACAACAAAGGCAAGCUGCGUGUGAAGACCGUGGUUGAGGUGAAGGAAGGCCAGAGCAACACCAUGCGAGAGCUCUUCUUGCAAACUCCAGAUGGCAAGGACUGGGCAGUGAUCUCCCCAGAUGACGCUCACUUCGAUGCGUCCAAGCCAGUGAAGAAGCUCAGUGUAGGUGACACGCUGGCUUUUCGCAGCGGUGCUGGCGCCAAGCUUUUGAAGAUUGGAGAAGUGUUGCCACGCCAGAAGACUUACAACCUUGCCAUUCAUGGGCCAGGCACCUUUUUCGUAGAGGGUUUUUCUCAUCGAGGUGUGUUGCCAGCCGCUACCCGGGAGGGUGGGCCGAACGUUCAUGGUACUGGAAGUUCUGGAAAUCGAGUGUUCAAUCAAAUGAAUGUAAACCACGAUCAACGUGUGAUUAUUGAUCAGCAACACUUCAUACAGAACAACAAGGUACUUAUUCAGACUCAUGACCCAGCAUACACGGAAAUGCUUGAGCAGACAGCCGAAGCGCGUCAUCGCAUGGCAAUAGCCGAAGCGGAAGCUCAAGCCAAUCACCGUCAUGAAGCAUUGACUGGAAGUCUGAAGGAAGCAUUACAAAUUCGUGAAGCCCAAGAGAUCAAUCAGGCAAGGAUGUUUCUGCGGGAGAAUGAGGAGAAGAACAUCAAAAGUGAGGCCGUUCAGCAUGUCCGCGCCCAUGAGGCUCAGUGUACAGAAAAGGUUCAGGCGUACCAGAGAAUUUUGGACGCCAAUCUCCGUCAGUCAAUGGCCACAAAGGAGAGCGAGAUUGAACGCCUCCGGAACUUGGCCGCUGAAAAGGAGCGAGCACAGGAAGAACGCAUCAAAAGGCUCGAAGAGCUUGUGAUGCAACAGAGUCUUCACAACCAAAAGCUCCAAAGUAUGUUGGACUCCCAGCUGUCGCAGCCACCUCCAGUCCAAGUUGUGGAAACCGCGACUUUGGCGAGGAUGGCAGAACUGUUUGUUAUCUCUGCUCCGAUCCCGGCGUGUACAGUUGAUCCUCCGACUGCAUCCGAGCAUCCGUUCCAUGAUCCGCUCAACGUUGACAUUGCUCCCCCACCAUAUGUUCCUCCGCCAAUGCUUGCCGGUCCAUAUGCCAGCAACACAGAUGGAGAGACUGAGGACAUGGUCACUGGCCGAAUCCCGGUGGGUGGUAUCAACAUAACGUACUGUAAACGGGCGGAGAGUGGAUCUAUCCCAGGCCCUUCACAUGGCGUACCCCUGAACAAUGCCUCGGGAGAUCAUACCCCAAUGUCUGGUCGUACUGUGCCAUAUGGGGGUUCUGGUCGAAAGCCUAGUAAAGGUCCCAAUGAUGGCAAUAACCAAGGGGGUAACGGAAAUGGAGGUCCUGGGGGAGGGGAUGACGGAGAUGAUGGAGGUGAUCAUGAUGGUUCACCCGUCCCGUCGCCAUCACCGGCACCCGAAGUCAAUAAGAAGAAGGACAAGAAGAAGGCGCCAGGCGGUGGCGGGGGAGGAGGAGAUGACGACCCGGACAAGGACUCUGAUGACAGUGAUGAGAAGUUUGUUCGGCGUAUGAAGAAGUUUUUGGGGGGUGGUUUCAACCAAAGUGGCAAUGACGAAAAGCCCAAAGUCAAGGAAGCAGAUACCAUUAAGCUUCCGGCCAUCCCAGGUCGUCUCACUGCUGCACCUGCCAAGAAGGUUGCACGCCGGGAGGCCGUGCCGGUCGCCGAUGUGGAGCCUGACAAAGACCCAGGGGAGUUCAUUAUACACAUCGAAAGGGAUGAUCCUCCUCUGGACGUAGAUGAGUUUGUAGCUGAGAUGGAAGAAUUAGCCUCAGUUGAUCCCCCGAAGGGAACAUCCAGACCAGAUAGUUCUAGACCUGAUGUUGUGCAAGUGGACAUUUCGGGCAAAAAGAAAGAUGAAGGCGAGAAAUCAUCUAGCCCUCCGGAAGGAGAGGCCUUUGUCGUAGCUCAAGUCAAGGGCAUUGCAUCCGAAGAUCAAGACGAUGAUGACGGGGUCGACCGUGACCUCUCCGAUCAAGAUGCAAAGCCUGCGCGGGAGCCAGAGCCGACUGUGAAGCAGAUUGAAGAUGGGGAAAUGUCUUCUUGCAUUUCUGUCGCAUAUGAAGACGGCAUUGCUGGAGUUCAGACGCUCGGCGGGAGCCAGCAGCCGGUGGACAUCAUCAUUGAUACGUGCCUUUGUUCGGACAUCGAGAAGAAUUUCAAGUCCUACAAGGGUAUCCUCAAGCUUUUUGAAACUGUUCCCCAGGCCAUUUUUGGCCACGUGGACUGCCCACCGGAAGGUGAGGUCGAUGUGCUUGUGAUCGGUGAUUCCUCCACUGCCCUGGUUGACUAUCCGGAUGAUCCCAAGAAACGGAAGGUGAUCAGCGUGGGGGAGAUUCUUGCACAAUCGCCACCUACUGGUGCGCGCAAGGUCCACUGGAAGAUGCGAUGGGGGAAGGGACUGGGGUCCAUCAAUGCAGGUAUCUGGGAAGCUAUGGAUGAGAUAGCCGAGAAGUGCAAGGAAGAUGGCAUCCCCCAGAUACCGCAGAAGGCAUCAUUUCUUGAUCCUGACCCUGAAGAGCGCAUGAAGAUCGUCUAUCAAUAUCCCAAUCUUGCGCAGUUCAAGUUCUUGGUCUUGAAAACGGCCCAAGUACGGGAGGCCCAAACUGCAGAUGAGCACAUCAUGGACCACAUGGCCGAGCUGAACGAGGUUGCUGAGGAUGAAGCCACCCGGGAGGGUGCGCCGAAGGCAAACGAUUUCACUGAGGGAGACUUGUCAUCCAUCGUCCCUGUCUUCAAAGACGACGUGGACUCGGACGAAGAAGAAGUUCGCCUGAGACAGCAUCUCCAGGCAGACUUUGAUGAAGCUGCUGACGCAGACUGGUCACCAGUGCGCAGCGAGGCCACUGACAACAUCCCAGGAAUUGACGAAUGGGAGACCGUCGAUGACACCCGUCCCGACAUCGUUCACAAUGUUUAUGACCGAGACGACAAUGUCGAGGGUCACACUGAGGUGGACUAUGGGGCGGACCACGAUGAUGGGAUUGAGGUCGUCGAUGAGUUCCCUGAGGCUGUCAAUAUCCCGGAGGACGCCAUGGACGUGGACAAGGUCGAGACCAAGGAUGAUGACGAGGCUCUGGACGAUGUCAUGGUGAUCGAAGGUCCGGAGACUGUCCAUCCUGACGUCGAGAACAUGCCUGAAGAGUCCAAGGAGCCUGAGACCGCGGAGGCUGCUGCCGGGGGGACCCUGAUCCCAGACAAGAACAUCAAUGCCAACGGCCGUCUCCGUGAAAUCUCAGGCAAGAUGUCCAAGUACCUCCGGGGGCAUGCACUUGCUGAUGGUCUUCCAUCGCCCGACAUGGACUUCACCAACUUGUCGAUGGACUGGGUGGAGCUCCGUCAUUCGAAGCAGCGAUACCAGGAGAUUUCAGCUGCAAGUGUGCAAGCCCGACAACGGAAGGGUUUGCCGUGGAAGCCAUCGCGUGUUCGUGCCUUUCAAGGACACAACGCCUUCGUGCUGAAGCAGGGCAAGUUUGCUCCGAUGAUCCGAGAGCUCUACACUCUGGAUCCGAACUUCACGAAGGAGAUGGUGGACACGGGAGACAUUCCCAGGGUCAAUUUCCGCCCGGACCUUAUCCCCGAGUUCGACAACUUCCCCAGAAUCAUCUAUCACUCGUGUGACAAGGGGGUUGUGUCGCAGAUCAUCCAGCACGGCUUGAUCCCGGGAGGGUGGCCACGGUCUUCGGGACGUGCCCACAGCUACUUCAUUGCCACGCACCCAUGGGAUGCGAACAUGAAGAAGCUCGCGGGGACGAGGGCCGGAAAGCCAUACUAUGUAGCGAUUGACAUAAUGCAGGUGGGGGCCAGACUCCUCAGAACGGACGAAGCAAUCAUGACUCCGGACUGGAUCCCCAACGAGACCAUCAUCUGCGUUUACAAUGCGGCCGAACGGGAGUUCUAUUGGUCGCUUAGAGCAUAUGCUGCCGGACGCAAAAGCUACAACGAAAGGGUCAAGAGAUCGAAGGACCAAGGAGAUGAUGUCGUUCAGGCCAUCACCCAGUCCAAGCGCGGCAGGUGCAUGGACCUGCUCCUCGAGCAGUGGUCGGACUUUUUGACAGGAGAUGACGAACUACUUGUCGACUUCUAUGCGGCAGUCUCCAACUCCGAGUUCAUCGAAGGACGGGGGAAGGGAAAGGGCCAGAAUCGGGGAAAAGGAAAGGGUCGCCACCCGGGAGGGAAGGCCGGUGUCAUCACACAAAUGAAGAUUGAAAAUCUGAGAUACCGAGACUGUGUCACAGCACAAAAGGUGACAAUUCCCUUCAGAAAGUGUGACAAGUGCGACCACAACAUGCUUGAUGGAACAGCAAAGUGUCCGUCCUGCUACGUGUCGAUGGAAGCAUGGAGUGACAAUCGCGUUGCUACAGAAGUUUGCCGGUUGGAAAGCCGUGCCGCAGAGAUCAGUGGUGUCUUCGCCCUCAACCAGAUCAGCCAAGUGCAGCCCAGAAAGCACAGAGCUGGCUCUGAGGCAAGACAACGAAACAGGGCAGGCAGAUCCAACUUUGGUGUCAUGAAGGACGGCGCAAAGAAGGAGGUCAAGAAGUUGAAAAAGACCGGAUUUGCGACCAUCCGUGAGAGAAUGGAGAAUGAUCCUUUCUUUAUGUACAACCGUAGCAUCGCCCAGCUUACCCCACCAUGCUGCGAUUUCUUGCAUCGCCUGGGCAGUUGCAUCUCCCCUGAUGUGGGCAGUACUUUCGAGGCCCGAAGGGAAGGCAAGGGGACAGACGUGAAGACUCGGCUGGUGUUCAUGCCAUUGGAGGGCAGAGACGCCUCGAGGCAGUCUUUUGGUCCUCGACGAGCAACCCUUGCAAGAAAAUUAGACCUCGUCAGCUUCGCGAUCCAGAACUGGACAGAUAACCACGGUGCUCUGGAUUGGAAUGUCCACACAGACGAGCCCAAAGCGAAGGCAAGUGAUGUAGUGUUCCCUGCAGCCAUGGGUCCAAUGAAGACGGAAGGGCUGAUCGACAACCCUCGCCGCAACUUCGACCCGAGGGUCACUGAGAGGCAUCGUCCCGAAGCCACGACUUGGCGCAUGUCGUCUUACGACGAGCCAUCAGAGGGCUGCUACCGGUGUGGAGCCCAAGAUCAUUGGCAAAGGGACUGCCCCUACAGAGGCAUGGGAGCUCACUACACUCGAAGAGAGCAGCGCGGUACUUGUGGAUAUGGCCAUAAUGAUCGUGGCGACCAGUACUCAGGAUGGUAUGCCGACCAAUGGCAGUACCGCAAGACCCAGGAGAAGGGCUACACCAAAGGCUCCAAGAAGGGCAAGGGACGCAGCUACUCGGGAGGGUAUGCCGCUGAGCGUGAACGUGAGAGAUCUCCACCACCAUCUGGUGGUGCAUCUUCUUCUGCUGCCGUGCCCACUGCUCCUGAGUACCGCCCUGGUCGCAACACCAGGAUCAUUGAUGCUGUGACUCACGAGACGUACACAAGCCAAGGGGUGAUCAGAGAGCGUGUUGUGGAGGAGGCCGACGGGACGAUGUACUCUGAGAUCACCCUCCCUGAUGGCACAGUUGAACGGGAUUAUUGGUAA